Saprolegnia diclina VS20 is the source of this 814-nucleotide messenger RNA. RefSeq lists its product as hypothetical. The record is from RefSeq and is a predicted model, not a curated record. Lineage: Eukaryota; Oomycota; Saprolegniomycetes; Saprolegniales; Saprolegniaceae. Gene Ontology annotation, molecular function: heme binding. The annotation marks the transcript as partial. The transcript is spliced from 2 exons.
CGACAAGAUUCCCGAGUCGACCGAGCCCCGUAGCCAGGACUUUUUGCUCGUGAGCAGCCCAUCGGUGGCUCUUGGCACGGCCAAGCUCCUCCGCGACAGCCUGCGCGACUCGCCGGCGGUCUUCAAGACCAAGAUGGUCGUCAAAGGCAAGUGGCGCCGCCUCAAGGCGCUGUCGAAACCCCGCAUUGUGCCGUCGUCGCUGCUCAACAUUCCGUUCUACAGCGCGCUGCCGUUCGCGUUUGGCGAGGCCAUGGCGGUCAAGUAUGUGCUGAUGCCGACGCGAACAGCGCCUGUGCCCCGCGUCAAGCCCGUACUCGACGACUUUCUCACGACUCAGGCGCAAGCACAGCUGCAUUGCGAAGACGUGACGUUUGACUUUGCUAUUCAAGCGCGCCGCGACACGCCCGAGCACCCGAUGCCCGUCGAAGAUGCCAGCGUGCGCUGGUCCGAAGUCGCGUCGCCACCGGUGACCGUCGCGCGCCUCACGCUGCCGCGCCAGUCGUUUCGCACGGCCGAGCGCGCGGUCCUGGCCGACAAACUGGUGUUUGAUGCGUCGCAUGCCUUGCCCGCGCACCGCCCGAUUGGCAGUCUGCACCGCGCGGGAAUGGCCAUGUACCAAGCCGACCACCGAACUUCGUGACUAAUCUUAUGUAUUUCUGCGACACUGCUACUUGGCACACGCUGCCGUACACUGUAGUAGCACCGAACGUGCCGAGUGGACACUACAACGCGACGUUGGACUCUGUACGCAAAUCGGAAACGUGAACGACGCACACCUUGCUUUCUACAGUGAUGGGCAGUGCAAGCAUGCAAU